CACGUUUAGUCGUCGCACGCGCCGCGCUUCCUGGUUCCUCGGUGUUGAUAUUCGCCGAUGUAAAUUGUUCAAAGUCAAACGGUAGUAAUUUUCUUGUGUUUUCUCGCCUUUAUUAAGAUGCCACCUGUUUGGGAUACAAUAACUAAGGAAUAAAAUCCACGUCCGGUUGAUUUUACCUGUAAUCCAGCCGCUUGUGUUCAGUGUUUGUGAUUUAGCAUGCUGUCAUCACCAGAUUUCCUGAGGGCACAGCGGGUUUGAUGCCCACUGCUCCAACAUGGAGCACUCCAAUUUUAUGACACACAAGAAUGGGCGUCAGAGGAAGGCGGCCGGUGUCGCCCCCUCAUCUGUAAGCAUGACGGACAUGGACAGGGUAGAGAUGAGCUCCCCUGAACCGGAGCUAGAAGGGGAAACAGAGGGUCUCAUAAGAUGGUCGGACACUGAGAACAGGAGGCCCACAGUCCAGCCUGGGGUCCGUGGCGAGUUGGGGAACGUUAUGCUUCUUCUGUUCCUGUACGUACUGCAGGGGAUUCCUCUGGGACUGGCGGGGAGCAUCCCUCUCAUUUUACAGAGUAAGAGCGUCAGCUACAAGGACCAGGCCUUCUUCAGCUUUGUCUUCUGGCCAUUUAGUCUCAAGCUUCUCUGGGCGCCACUGGUGGACGCGCUCUACUUCAGCAGGUUUGGUAGAAGAAAGUCGUGGCUGGUGCCCACACAGUACCUGCUGGGCCUCUUCAUGAUCUACCUUUCUAUGACAGUCAAUUCCCUGCUGCAGAGUGAGGGAGGACCAAAAGUGCUAACACUCACCGCAGUCUUCUUCAUGCUUGCCUUCCUGGCAGCCACACAGGACAUCGCUGUGGACGGCUGGGCCCUGACCAUGUUGUCCCGAGAGAAUGUGGGCUAUGCUUCUACAUGCAACUCUGUGGGCCAGACAGCUGGAUACUUCUUAGGGAAUGUGCUCUUUCUGGCUCUGGAGUCUGCAGACUUCUGCAACAAAUACCUCAGAGCAGAGCCCAAGGACACAGGCAUCGUCACCUUGUCAGACUUCUUGUUUUUCUGGGGGAUUGUGUUCCUGGUUUCCACCACGUUGGUAGCCAUCAUGAAAAGGGAAAACGGGCAGGACAGAGGGACAAGGAAAGUCCAAGAGAAGACACAGGGCGUCAUGGAAACCUACAAGCUGCUGUUCUCCAUCAUCAAGAUGCCCACCGUCUUCACCUUUUGUGCCUUGCUUCUCACUGCCAAAAUGGGCUUCUCUGCAGCAGACGCGGUCACAGGUCUGAAGCUGGUGGAGGCUGGAGUCCCUAAGGAGCAGCUGGCACUGCUGGCAGUGCCCAUGGUGCCUCUGCAGAUCCUGCUUCCUGUGAUCAUCAGUAAAUACACAGCGGGGCCCAGACCCCUGGAUGUCUUCUACAAGGCCUUCCCAUUCAGGUUGCUCAUAGGACUGUGGUACGCUAUGCUGGUAUGGUUAACCCCCAGUUUCAAACAAGACGGAGGGUUCCCUGUUUACUACUAUGCCAUAGUGCUGCUCAGCUAUGCUUUGCAUCAGGUGGCGCUGUACAGCAUGUACGUGGCCUGCAUGGCCUUCCACGCCAAAGUGAGUGACCCCUUCAUCGGCGGGACCUACAUGACGCUGCUGAACACCGUCACCAACCUGGGGGGAAACUGGCCCUCCACCGUGGCUCUGUGGAUGGUGGACCCCCUCACCUCUAAGGAGUGUCAGGGUGCAGUGGGGCAGAGCUGUGGCUCUCCGGAGGAGGUGGGGCUGUGCGUUAAGGAGGGCGGAGCUUGUGUGACGGCAUUGGACGGUUACUACGUGGAGUCGGUGGUGUGCGUAGUGAUCGGUUUAGUCUGGUGGGUGUGGUUAGGGAAGAAGAUGAAGCGGCUGCAGGAACAGAGCCCCGCCGCAUGGAGGUGCAGAUCAAACCACUGAUGACACUCAUCAUCCGGACUUCUGACUCCUCCUUUCUCGCACAGCUUAACGGUGGACAUGUUGUUCCACUCUCGUCCAUCCUGUUUACUCCCCGUUCCAGCCACCUUCCACCUUCACGUGCAUUCAUCUGAUGAAAGAUAUUAUCGUCUCUCUAGAGGUAAACAUCCUUCUCAUCAUUACUCCAGAGAAGAGAAGUGAUACAUGCUAGCUACAACGUUUUAUUUUUCAUCCUGAAUCUUUACUUUGCUGCUUCAAACAGCCUUACCAAACGAGAGCUGAGUCAAAGAGCGUGUUCACAUCUAUUUCUGGGUUUGUUUUUAUCAUCUUGGAUAGCCAGUGUGUGGCUCGAAAUGUUAGCCAAAAAAUCUUGAAUCUUGAGACCCCUCCACGAAAACAAAUACCAUUAGUUAACAAAGCACUUCAGAAUCUUGUUCCCAGCAUUGAAUCUGUAUUACAGCGAUACUAAAGGGAACCGACACAUACACAUGUACUUCUUCCAAUGAACUGUAUGCACUUGUGUGAAAAUAAUUUCCCUCAGAAUAUCUGUGGCUGUUAAAUCCAAGUAAAUUAAACCCAGUGUGAAGACUAUCUAUCAUUGCUGUUUGACUCAGAUCUGAACCAAUGUUUUUUUAUGAUUAUUUAAAUAUAUGUUUUCCUUUUGAGUGAUUUGUGCCUUGUUCACUGUUUCAAAGCCAGUUUAGUUUGGGUUGAAUACUGAAGGCAGGGAAUAUAACAUUUAAAGUGGAUGAAGACGCAUUGAGUAACACUGUUUUCUGUAGUAAAUGACACAAAACAUUCUUUAGUUUUUAUAUACUUUGUGAUUGGAUGCUCAGCACACAUUCCUCAUGAUGAGCUGUCUGAAAUAUGAAAUGUUUAAGAAAUCUUUUUUUCUGAUCAGAAUAGUUUUUCUAAGCAACUUUUAAUGUCUGAGAUUAAAAUCUGAAUUCUAUGAAAAUUAUAAAAAAUUAGGAGAUCAUUUUCCUCAAUAAUUCAUUUUUAAUUUCAAAAUUGACCGAGGGGUAGACCUAGGACCAGGUGGAGGGAUUAUAUCUCUUCGCUGGCCUGGGAGCGCCUUGGAAUCCCCCAGUCAGAGCUGGUUGAUGUGGCCAGGGAAAGGAAAGUUUGGGGCUCUCUGCUGGAGCUGUUACCUCCGCGACCCUGACGGAAAAGCGGGAGAAGAUGGAUGGAUGGAUGGAUGGAUGGAUGGAUGGAUGGAAAUUCUGACUUUUUUUUCUCCUCAGAAUGUAUUCUCCUCAGAAUGUUGACUUAAUCUCCGAUCUCGAGAAAACAUUCACUUUGGGUCAGAUCUCAAAACAAAAAUACCACACAUGGCCCUUAUCCUCUUCCGUAGUUUUCUCUAUUAUCGGACCAAUUCAAAUCUUUAAAGCAAUAUUUGACAGUGCAGCUUUAAACUUUUUUACUAUCAUUUUUUUUUGAAGUUGCAAGAAGAAAACGAAGAAAUAUUUGUCCAUAAAUGUUUGUUAAAUCGUUUUAGGUCUCGCAGCAUUUUCCAGUUUUACAGAUGCAUUCAUUUUGAGACACGUUGUAUGUGAAAGGUCAAUAUGCUGUACACCAACUAUCAACUCUACAGAUUAGUCCUACAGUAAUUAAGACAUCCAUAAAGUUUUGCAGUUGUUUUGGCACCUCCCAUCUAAAGGGGACGUUAACACCAACCUGAAAAGUUUGUAAAUACAUGAAUAUUUCCUGCUCCAAAAAACAAUUCAUCUCCCAAACCAGCAGUACGGUGGGAAAGCAGAUGCCGUUAAAGUCUUGCCUGUUGUACAUAGAAGUGAAUGUUACAGUAUUUUCUCGAAUCCAGCGUUUAAAUACAACAUGUAAGGACACAA
Eleginops maclovinus (Patagonian blennie) is the source of this 3771-nucleotide messenger RNA. It is a transcript of the gene slc33a1, whose product is annotated as solute carrier family 33 member 1. Gene Ontology annotation, cellular component: membrane. Bases 275 to 1924 code for a protein of 549 amino acids. The transcript is spliced from 9 exons. Lineage: Eukaryota; Metazoa; Chordata; Actinopteri; Perciformes; Eleginopidae. The record is from RefSeq and is a predicted model, not a curated record. Gene Ontology annotation, molecular function: acetyl-CoA transmembrane transporter activity.